CACCACCCCUACCGAGUGUCGACUGUCGACCUCUCGAUUCUAACGGUCGCCUGCCCAAUAAACCCCCGCAAUCCCCAGAGGCCAGGGAUUCAGGAAAAAAAAACGAUCCCCAAUUCUCCAAUCUGUAUCUCCACAACUGGAGUUCGGUGAAUCGGCCGACGGCGCUGCUCUGGCCAACGCUCAACGCCGGGUCCCUGGGUUGGGCUGGUCGGGUGGCACCUGGGCGGCUGGGGCUGUGGUGUGGUGGCCGGCGGCAGCCAGGAACAGCGGCCUGCGCCAGGCGUCAGGCGAGGAGACAUUUCCGUCAGGGCGCGGAAGACAGCCGCCGUUGGUGAAUGACAACUUUGCAUCUCCUCUCUUCUGCUCCCAGUUCUGCUCGUUCGUCUGUGAGGCAACAAAUCCUAGGGUUUCUGAUUCCAAUCCGCCGCCGAUGCCUGUCGCCAAAGAGCUGGAAGCCGCCCGGCGCGUGGCGACCCUCACCUUGGCGGAGCUCGAGAUCUCCUCUUCGACGUCCCCUCCUUGCUCCAACCUCCCGGCGCUCCUUCGCCGCUGCCUCCGCUUGCUGCCUCUUCUCAACGCGGGCGAUCCAAGGUUAGCGGCUCGAUGCUGCCGUGACCUCCUCGCCUCCCUUCACGCCAUCCUCUCUCGGGAUCCCUCGCCAUCCCUCCUCCCUGCAAUCGAGGCCUUCGCUGAGAGUUUUGUUUCUAGUAAGCAACUGAUGACCUGCUUGGUCAUAGGCACCUAUGCUGCACCGGAAGGAUCAAAGGUGUUCACUGAGGCCCCGCCACGCGAGGAUGAGCACAUCGUGCUUGAACUUGUGUGCCGCCACUUCAUUUCAUCAUUACAGGAUGAGGGAGCAUUUGAGGUGUUUGUGAGUGCACUUUCUUGGUCGGGGAAGGUAUUGCAGCAGACUCCAGAAAUCAGCUUUCAGGGGGCUUUAGUGCUGGUUCAAAGGACCUGCUUCUUCUCGUUGCCGGCUGUUGUACAAGGACAUCUUUUACUGCUCAUGUCAAGAUGCACCCGUGAUCAAAAUCUUAACAUGCAUAUGGUAGCAUUUCAGUAUGCCAUGGAACUUUAUGUCAGAUAUCUACCGACAUUGUGUGUUUUCAACAGAACUGGUGGUGCAAAAGGCCCACAGAAUGAUUUGGACAAGAAAAGACCUUAUAAGAGCUAUAUCAAAGAUACCACAGAGCAGAAACUCAGAAGUCAGAUCGAUUGCCUGCUUUUGUUCUGUAAAUUGCACUCUGGUGAUGAUCUUCCCAUCAGUGUGAGUGAUAUUGGUCGUGUAAUUGAAGAGAACCAGCAUAUGUUUCAUGAAAAGUUCAGGCAACAAUGUACUGUGGAUGUGAAGAGCAUAUUGUCUAGUAUCCUGUGCUGUGCAAAGCAAAAGGAGGUGCUUGAACCUGAUGCUGAAGUAUCAGAUGAGAUUAUUUGCCUUGCUGCAGCACUUAGGGUAAUGGGCUCCUCAAUGCAACACAUCCUGCACCAUUUCCGCCAAAUGAGGUCGGCCGCUGACAAGAAACAUAACAAGGAGUACAAUGUUAUAUAUGAAAUUAUCAGUUCGCUUAGGCAAUAUGAAACAAAUGAGCUUCAUAGAUAUGACCUGGCUAUUACUGGGAAGUGUGUGGACAGAGAAAGUGCCUCAGUGCUAAUGUUUACUCAUUUUGCUACUGUAUCAACUUCUUGUUUAAGAAGGCGGCUUGGCUUCUUGUGGAAAGGUUGUAUUAUCAUGAUGAUGAUGGCCACAAAUCUUAUUGCUGAAGAGGAAAGUUUGAGUACAUUUGAUCUCCCUAUGGAUGUCCCAAAAGAAUCUGCAGUUUUGUGCAAUACCAAAGUGGGGAUCUCAGAGGUUUCUGCUCGGACUAAAGAGAUAAUAUUACGGUAUAAUAGAUUUCGUGAUAAAGGCAGACACUUUUAUGCUGAUGGAAUCAGUUUGGGCACCCCUGAGGAGUGUAAUUCCAGAGUUGGAAAGGCUAAUGGUCAAAGGUUUUUUGAGUGUCAUCCUGAAUAUUCAGGAAACUCAUGGGAUGAUAUACUGGAUUGUGUUGAAUGUGAAGAAGGAAAAGAUUAUUCAAAUGCCUUGAAGCAACAGCAAAAGUUUAAGGUGUUUAAAUAUGGGAUGUGGCUCAACCAGAGACAAGCUAAACGGCAAUCUACCAUGGAUACUUUGGGGCUGAAGUCAAAGAGGCGAACCUCAAUGAGGCGAACCUCAAUGAGGCGAACCUAGAAAUGGACUGUUGCUUAUCUCUUUUAAGCAAAUGUUGGCGCGAUCACCGAGCAAGCAUCCUGUCUGGUUUCACUGCAUCUGCGGAUUUUAUGGAUCUACGGCUUGGCUGGCUUGGCUGGAGUGGAGCGAAGCCUAACAUCUGGUUUCAACUGCUCUGUGUUCCCUAGGUGCUUUCCUGAGAGAAAAUCUGGUUUCACGAGCUCUUUUGUAUUCCCUAGAUGCUUUCCUGAGGAAAGAAAAAAAAUGGUAUUAUCAUCGUGCUAUAGAGCACAUUCGAAGAGAGACGCCUUGCUGUAAUGCUGUCUAUCGUGCCGCUCAAAUCGCUUGAUAAUGGAGAAUGCCGGGAGAUCCCCUCUGUAUAGCUGAAUGUCUGAAUCC
Molecule: messenger RNA, 2605 nt
Organism: Sorghum bicolor (sorghum)
Lineage: Eukaryota; Viridiplantae; Streptophyta; Magnoliopsida; Poales; Poaceae
Exons: 4
Coding region: 431-2227 (598 amino acids)
Source: RefSeq, a predicted model, not a curated record